CAGGGUGACUGGUACAAAACGAAGGAGAUUCUGCUGAAGGGCCAUGAAUGGAUACUCAAGGAAGUAACAAAGUCUGGACUCCGAGGUCGUGGAGGGGCUGGUUUUCCCACCGGGAUGAAAUGGGGCUUCAUGAACAAACCAUCUGAUGGCAGACCCAAAUACCUCGUAGUGAAUGCAGAUGAAGGAGAACCAGGGACGUGUAAGGAUCGAGAAAUCAUGAGGCACGAUCCACAUAAACUCAUCGAAGGGUGUUUAAUUGCUGGUCAUUCCAUGCAUGCUCGUGCCGGUGAGAAGAUAAAGUAUCAAACCCCAUUUUUCAAAAUAAUGCUGUAAUCUCCUUUAAAUUAC
This is a messenger RNA of Limulus polyphemus (Atlantic horseshoe crab), 348 nucleotides long. Its product is annotated as NADH dehydrogenase [ubiquinone] flavoprotein 1, mitochondrial-like. The transcript is spliced from 2 exons. Lineage: Eukaryota; Metazoa; Arthropoda; Merostomata; Xiphosura; Limulidae. Gene Ontology annotation, biological process: mitochondrial electron transport, NADH to ubiquinone. The annotation marks the transcript as partial. The record is from RefSeq and is a predicted model, not a curated record.